ACAGGGAGGAGUGAAACUUUAACUAGCAAGUUCAGAGAUUGCCAUGGCGGUGCUGGAGACAGUAGAAGCAGUGCUGAAGGGCCAGGGCAGCUUGCAAGAUGUGGAGCAAGUUGUGCAAAACAGUGGCAGGCCGCCUCAAUUGGAUGCCCUGAUGGCCGCAAUAAAGGCCCGGAGCCUUCCGAUGGUAGAGCUUUUAUUGGAGCGAAAAGCAGAUGUAAACAGUCAGGACAGCAAAGGUGUCAGCCCUUUGCACAUGGCUGCCUUUGAGGGACGACCGAAUUUGGUGCGGCUGCUGCUGAAGACUGGGGCAGAUCCAAACUUGAGGGACCGCCAUGGGCAAUCGCCCAUUUUCUUUGCUCCCACGCGUCAAGUAUGUGAAAUGCUCAUCUUCAGGAAGGCAGACCUUGCCGUAAUCAAUGCAAAGAAACAAACUCCUUUACACUUCGUAGCUCAUGCUGGGCUCCACGAUGUGGCUGGAUCUUUCCUUGAGACCUUUCAGCCCUCAGCUUUGGAUGCCCCAGAUGUGGCUGGGCAUUCGCCGCUGCUUUACGCCUCGAAGUCGAAGGUUAAGACAAUUCAUUCAUUUCUCAAAGCAUUCGCAGAUGGCGCAGAGGCCACUGCAGAAGCACCAGCUCCGGCUGAAGUGAAAGAAGAAGCAUUCGACGAGCAGACGUCUCUCAGGAUUCCGCCAGUCCACGUGGAAAGUGCAUUGGAGCUCAAACCCGACAAAGAAGUUUUGGCGACGCCUCAGACCAAAUGUCCAUCAGGGCAUGACCUGGUGCCCUUUGAGACUCCAGAGGAUGACUUCUUAUGUAGUGUUUGUGAGUGCGAGUUUCCGAUGUCGACCAUUUUGUAUGGAUGUCGCUCUUGCGACUAUGACCUUUGCAGGGAAUGCUUGGCACACACGGUCUUCCAUCAAUCAGGUAGAGAUUUUGUUGCUGCAUUCCCGGAACUCCAAGAGAUGAGUACGUUUGGCGAGAGUGGCAAGUCCUUGCUGGUAGGCACCGAGGAAGACCUUCAACCAAAGACCGAGUCGGAACCGGAUUCUUUUGCUUCCCAGCAGUUCUUCGCGGAGGAGGCAUUAGGUAGCAUCACGGAGGAGAAUGGCUGUCUAUUUUGGCAAGUCCUCCUGAAAAAGGAAACUGCCACCGACAAGUAUGGCUUCGCUCAGGCCAACGGCCGGCUGGAGUUUGAGAUGCGCCAAGGCAAAGCCAAGCAGAUCCUGGAGGGUCCACACAUGUUGGUCGUGAAGCGGGUUUACUCCACUGGUCUGCUUGCCAAAUGGAACGAGCGAGUGCCACAACUAGAGGUCAAGCCACAGGAUCGGAUCAUUGCAGUGAAUGAUGAGAACACAGCGGAGGGUAUGGCAAAGGAGAUUCAUCAGCCGCGGAUAUUUCUUCAGAUGAUGAGGUUCCCUGAGCGCUUCAUCGUAGCUCUGAGCAAAGAGAACGGGGUGAAGUUGGGCUUCCGCUUUGAGCGGCCGCAAGGCAACUUUGCAGAGGAGGUGCGCAUCACCGAAGUGAUGGAGGAGGGUGUGACUUGGCAUGAGCAGCUAAAUAGGUGUGCUUGUUCAUCAAUGAUUUAGUGGGCACAUAUUGAGAUGAGAAAUGCGCGGCAACAUGUUGCCCAUCAAGAUAUCAUGGCAUGAAGCUUUGCCUGAAGGCUUAAGGUGGUUUGGCGAAGCUUCCUUAUAUGUGCAAAACUUCUUUAUGGCGGGUUGAGACACUUGUGCUGGCUGAGGUGCUUCUGAAUAGUGUAAUGCUGCGUUCAGCCCAGGGCUAGGGGAUUGCUUGGGCGGACCUACUGUAAGCCCUUUGUGCAACCGAGUCUAAAGGGACUUUGCGCGUGACUCAAACGACUACAGACGGUGAUUCAGCCACUUCGACUUUGGUAGCGCUCGCAGCUGCAGCAUUCGAGGCCAUGAUGGCUUACAACAAGACGCAAGUCAAUUUGGGUCGAUAUGCCUUUGUGGUAUUGGCAGAUAUGCGAAUUGAUCGUGUGAAUGAUGUGUGGGGUGAUGCAGAACUCAUAGCUGCAGAGCUCAAGUCCGCAACCAACGUGGAGCUUUAUAUCCGCCGAGCUGAGCAUGCUGGUUCACCCACAGCUUAAUUAAUACAACGCUUUCAGCUGAGCAUUAGCUCACCAUGCUUUGAAGUUUCUGUGUUUCCGUGAGCUCCACUAUUGGUCACACUCGUGUGUGUGUGUGUGUGUGUGGGGUUGUGUUUGUUUGUGUGUCUCCAGAGCACUGUAAAGACAAGCAAGAAGGUAGCUAAGUAGGAGCCACCAAUGGCUCCAUAUUUUGAGGCCAAGCCUCAAAAACUGAGACGUCCUGACGUUCUGUUUUCUCACCCCUGAGACCGACUUCAAGCUCUCUCUUAAGGAGACGUAG
Molecule: messenger RNA, 2389 nt
Organism: Durusdinium trenchii
Lineage: Eukaryota; Dinophyceae; Suessiales; Symbiodiniaceae
Source: the annotation of a GenBank genome assembly